UCAUACCAUCGUAGUACAACACCAUGUCUCCAAUGCUGAUAUUGAUCUUUCUCCUCUUGCCACAUGCUAAUGCCAAGGUGGAUGUGCCUACUGAGGCUGCGCUGUACUGGGAGAAAAAUCUCCCAAAUACCAAGAUGCCAGAAGCGAUUCUUCCAAAUGCCAGAUGCCUACUGAGGGUUAACGAAGGGACUGGGCCACGCGCCCUCCAUAAAUCACAACCCUCCGUCAACUGCCUAUUCUUUUAUCGAUCAAACUGCAAAAGUUCACCGCCAAGCGCGCCAGCUGCUGUGGCCGGUGUUUUCUUCCACGAAGCAGACAUAACCGUCGGCAAAGUGAUGACUGUUGCAAUGCCGUCCUCACUGCCGGCACCAUUCCUUCCUUCAAGUGUUGAAGAGAAAAUAUCUUUUCAAGAUCUCAACAGCAUGCUAGAUAAAUUUAACAUCUCAAAGACCUCCCAUGAGGCUGCCGAGAUGAAGAACACAAUUCUGAAUUGUGCAGACCCGCCAAUUCAGGGUGAGAACAAACAUUGCGCAGCUUCCCUAGAAGCUGUUGUAGAGACCGCUAUGAAGAUGCUGCAAACUCGGCACGUAUCGGUGGUGGCUUCGGCCCUCCCAAGUGUCGGGCUUUUGCAUCAGGAUUACAUGGUCCGCGCCAGGCAUCAACUCGGUAGUUCCCGCUUUGUGGCUUGCCACAUAAAACCAUUCCCGUUCGCACUGUACUUGUGUCAUAGCACAAGUCACUCACAGGCAUACGUGGUCCAGCUCCAGGGUAGCUCCCGUGACGACACCAAAAUUGACAUGGUGGCCAUGUGCCACCGUGAUACUAGGAACUGGAGCCCGUCACACCCAGCGUUCAAGGCUCUCGGUGAACACCCGGGAGGGUCGGCAAUUUGUCAUUUUCAGCCGUAUGCUGAUCUGCUGCUCAUCGAGAAGAUGAUGGGCUAAGAAGAGCCGUAUACGUAUAUGGCUAUAUAUACAUAAAUAAGAAAAUCUGCAAUCGCGAGGACAAGAUCGAUCACGGCCACAUCUACAUUUCUCAGUACCAUGAGAACAAGAUAGAUCUUUCCCUGCAAGCUACAACAUGAGUUCGCCGUGCCACAUCCUAUCUUGGGUGAUUCGAAUCAGUUAGUUGUAUGUAUUUAUGUUUCCAUGCUGGGCUUGUAUUUAAUCCAGACAAUUGGCCCUUUCCGGAUAGGAAUUUCCGUGUAAUCGCCUAUGAUGGGCCUGUACUUGAUCCAGACUAGUGGUGUAUGCUGGAUCGAAAGCUAUAUUUAAUUUCCUAUGUUGGGUUUGUACUUAAUCCAUACUAGUGGUCGUUGCUGGAUCGGCAAAUAUGAAAGUGUUAAAUGAAGUGUCAUGAUUUAUGGUAAAUCCUA
This is a messenger RNA of Hordeum vulgare subsp. vulgare (domesticated barley), 1375 nucleotides long. RefSeq names its product protein RAFTIN 1A-like. The transcript has 3 exons. The record is from RefSeq and is a predicted model, not a curated record. Lineage: Eukaryota; Viridiplantae; Streptophyta; Magnoliopsida; Poales; Poaceae. The coding region runs from base 24 to 944 and encodes 306 amino acids.